CCUGUGACAGGGAGGACCGGCCUCUAAGUGACCACCAUCUGUGUGUCUCUGUGUACAUCCUGCUGGCCCUGCGAUCUCCUCCAUCCACUCAGCUGAGGCCACAGGGAGAAGACGCCAUGACCCCCACCCUCAUGGCCCUGCUCUGCCUCGGGCUGAGUGUGGGCCUCAGGACCCCAGUGCAGGCAGGGCCCCUCCCCAAGCCCACCCUCUGGGCUGAGCCAGGCCCUGUGAUCCCUCGGGGGAGCCCCAUGACCAUCUGGUGUGAGGGGACCCCAGGGGCUGAGGAGUACCGUCUGGAGAAAGAGGGAAGCCCAGCACCAUGGAAAAGACAGAAGCCACAGGAGCCAGGAGACAAGGCCAAGUUCUCCAUCACACACAUGACAGAGCAUGAUGCAGGGAUAUUUCGCUGUUACUACCUCAGCUCCAAAAGCGGGUCAGAGCGCAGUGACCCCCUGGAGCUGGUGGUGACGACAGGAUCCUACAGCAAACCCAGCCUCUCAGCCCUGCCCAGCCCUGUGGUGACCUCAGGAGGGAAUGUGACCCUCCAGUGUGGCUCAGGGCAGGGAUUUGACAGGUUCCUUCUGACUAAGGAAGGAGAUCACAGGCUCUCCUGGACCCUGGACUCAGAGCCACGGCCCAGGGGGCAGUUCCAGGCCCUGUUCCCUGUGGGCCCUGUGACCCCCAGCCACAGGGGGACAUUCAAAUGCUAUGGCUGUUACAGGAACAGGUCCCAUGUGUGCUCACACCCCAGUGAUGCCCUGGAUCUCCUGGUCCCAGGUGAGUCUGGGAAGCCCUCCCUCCUGAGCCAGCAGGGCCCCAUCGUGACCUCUGGUCAGAGCCUGACCCUCCAGUGUCGCUCUGAUGUCGGUUAUGACAGAUUCGCUCUGCACAAGGAGGGGGGACGGGACCUCCCCCAGAGCCUUGUCCUGCAGCCCCAGGCCGGGCUUUCUCAGGCCCACUUCCCCCUGGACACUGUGAGCAGCUCCCACGGGGGCCGGUACAGAUGCUACGGUGGAUACAAUCUAUCCUCUGAGUGGUCGGCCCCCAGUGACCCCCUGGACAUCCUGGUGGCAGGACACCUGCCUGACAGACCCUCCCUCUCGGUGCAGCCAGGCCCCAGGGUGGCCUCAGGAGAGAACGUGACCCUGCUGUGUCAGUCACAGAGCCCGAGGGACACGUUCCUUCUGUCCAAGGAGGGGGCAGCCGAUCCCCCCCUGCGUCUGAGAUCAGAGCACCAAGCUCAGCAGUACCAGGCAGAGUUCUCCAUGAGCCCUUUGACCUCAGCCCACGGGGGCACCUACAAGUGCUACAGCUCAAACAUCACCUCCCCCUUCCUGCUGUCACUCCCCAGUGAGCCCCUGGAGCUCCUGGUCUCAGGUGAGGGCCCCUGA
Myotis lucifugus (little brown bat) is the source of this 1391-nucleotide messenger RNA. Its product is annotated as leukocyte immunoglobulin-like receptor subfamily A member 6. The transcript has 6 exons. Gene Ontology annotation, biological process: cytokine-mediated signaling pathway. NCBI's taxonomy places the organism in Eukaryota, Metazoa, Chordata, Mammalia, Chiroptera, Vespertilionidae. Bases 117 to 1391 code for a protein of 424 amino acids. The record is from RefSeq and is a predicted model, not a curated record. Gene Ontology annotation, molecular function: inhibitory MHC class I receptor activity.